AAGGCUUUAUUCACCUAGUGGACUAUAGGAGGUAGAGGGAAUGGCUGAGACGAGUGGAGGAAGUGUCGUGGGGGCGGUUGGCAACAACUGGACUGUGACUGGACAGGAAUGGGGAGAGGGAAGUGACGGGCCAGGAAGUGAGUUUGUUGACAGGGAACGCGGGAGAUUGGAAAGACGGACAGCAAAUGCUAGCAACAGGUACAAACGUGAAAAGGAUAACAGAUCUGAUACUGAUGAGCUGACUUCUGGUGAUGAUAUCGAAAGAAGGCUGGAAUAUAAAGUGUUGGUCAGGUUGGAGCAGGAAGGAGCGACUUUUGAGGAGUGGAGUCCGACCCAUCUCACUAAGGCAUUGCAUAAGGAGUUUGGAGAGGUAAUCAAGAUGAGUCAGAAGCUGAUGAUUAUCGACACUGACUGCGGCAUAGACGAUGCCCAGGCUAUAAUGUUGGCUCUCGCCUCAUCCAGUGUGAAGAUCCUGGGCAUCACCUGCUGCUUUGGAAACAGUGACGUGGACAACGUGUGUCAGAAUGUACUGCGUGUAUUGUCCGUGUGUCAGCGUACUCAGAUUCCUGUCUUUCGAGGGGCAGCUCGCCGUUUGGUUGGAACAACAAAUCCAUUCAAAGAUCAUUUCGGGACAGAUGGCUUGGGAGAUGUUCUACAGGACAGAGAUUCAGAUGUUUGGAAAGCACAAAUACAGAAAGAGCAUGCGGUUAAUUCUUUGAUCAGAUUGGUAAACAAGCAUCCAGGGCAGGUCUCUCUUGUGGCUCUGGGUCCGCUCACAAAUUUAGCUCUGGCUGUUAGAAUGGAUCCCAGCAUUCCGCAAAAGCUGAAGGAUUUGUACAUUAUGGGGGGCAACAUGGAAGGUAAGGGAAAUAUAAUGCCAUGUGCAGAGUUUAACUUCUUUAUGGAUCCCGAGUCUGCCUAUAUAGUCCUAGAGGAAUAUCUGUGUCCCACACACAUAGCCACCUGGGAGUUUACCUGCAGAAACAAGCUCUCUUGGGAGUUCUUUGAUGAACUGAUUGGACAGGACACACCAGCUGCUCGUUUUAUGAAGAUGAUCACCUCCAAAUGUUGGGCUUUCUCCCGGGAGCCUGGAAGUAAUGCAAAAGAUGUACUUUUCGGACCAGGGUUUGUGCCUUACGAUACCUAUGCCGUUGCAGCAUGUGUGGAUGACAGUGUGAUCACAGAAAGCAUAGAGUGUGGUGUUCGUGUGGAGAUUCAGGGACAGCUUGGCCAAGGCAUGAUGGCAUUGGAUUUCACAGGCAAGCUGAAAAGUCAUCGGGUGUUUGUUAUGAAGACAUGUGACCUCACCAAGUUCAGGGCCAUGCUCAUGGCUUCCUUACAGCAACCAUGAGGAGUUACAACAGUUUAGUGGGUGAAGAUUUCAUAUUCUAUUCAUCCAUUUUGGAUUUUAAAGAAAAAUCUUCUCAUUUCAGCUUCUGGACUGUUUAGGCAUUUCUAAAUUAGUACAAGUUCAUAGGACAUCAGUAAACACAACUCCAGUGCCAAGUUGGCACACUUAAACCCCAUUUACAUUUGUGUUGUGCCUGUAGGUUUCACACCUCAGUAAACGAGAAUGAUAUAUGUAUAUUACAUUGUUCCAUAGGGUCAGCCUCUCGAGCACCUGCGGAGCUGUUGAUGGUUUACAGACUUGAUCAUGGACCCAGCUGUGUUAAGAGGGAAGCAUUGAUGCUGGUAUAGGGGGUUUGAAUCAUGCUAUUUGAAUGCAAAUAUAUGAAAUUGUGAUUUCUUGUACAACCCAGAUUCCAAAAAAAGUUGGGACAAAGUACAAAUUGUAAAUAAAUAAAAACGGAAUGCAAUGAUAUGGAAUUUUGAAACUUCCACAUUUUAUUCAGAAUAGAACAUAGAUGACAUAUCAAGUGUUUAAACUGAGAAAAUGUAUCAUUUAAAGAGAAAAAUUAGGUGAUUUUAAAUUUCAUGACAACACCACAUCUCAAAGUUGAGACAAGGCCAUGUUUACCACUGUGAGACAUCCCCUUUUCUCUUUACAACAGUCUGUAAACGUCUGGGGACUGAGGAGACAAGUUGCUCAAGUUUAGGGAUAGGAAUGUUAACCCAUUCUUGUCUAAUGUAGGAUUCUAGUUGCUCAACUGCCUUAGGUCUUUUUUUGUCGUAUCUUCCAUUUUAUGAUGCGCCAAAUGUUUUCUAUGGGUGAAAGAUCUGGACUGCAGGCUGGCCAGUUCAGUACCCGGACCCUUCUUCUAUGCAGCCAUGAUGCUGUAAUUGAUGCAGUAUGUGGUUUGGCAUCGUCAUGUUGGAAAAUGCAAGGUCUUCCCUGAAAGAGACGUCUGGAUAGGAGCAUAUGUUGCUCUAGAACCUGGAUAUACCUUUCAGCAUUGAUGGUGUCUUUCCAGAUGUGUAAGCUGCCCAUGCCACACGCACUAAUGCAACCCCAUACCAUCAGAGAUGCAGGCUUCUGAACUGAGCGCUGAUAACAACUUGGGUCGUCCUUCUCCUCUUUAGUCCGAAUGACACGGCGUCCCUGAUUUCCAUAAAGAACUUCAAAUUUUGAUUCAUCUGACCACAGAACAGUUUUCCACUUUGCCACAGUCCAUUUUAAAUGAGCCUUAGCCCAGAGAAGACGUCUGUGCUUCUGGAUCAUGUUUAGAUACGGCUUCUUCUUUGAACUAUAGAGUUUUAGCUGGCAACGGCGGAUGGCACGGUGAAUUGUGUUCACAGAUAAUGUUCUCUGGAAAUAUUCCUGAGCCCAUUUUGUGAUUUCCAAUACAGAAGCAUGCCUGUAUGUGAUGCAGUGCCGUCUAAGGGCCCGAAGAUCACGGACACCCAGUAUGGUUUUCCGGCCUUGACCCUUACGCACAGAGAUUCUUCCAGAUUCUCUGAAUCUUUUGAUAUUAUGCACUGUAGAUGAUAUGUUCAAACUCUGCAAUUUUACACUGUCGAACUCCUUUCUGAUAUUGCUCCACUAUUUGUCGGCGCAAAAUUAGGGGGAUUGGUGAUCCUCUUCCCAUCUUUACUUCUGAGAGCAGCUGCCACUCCAAGAUGCUCUUUUUAUACCCAGUCAUGUUAAUGACCUAUUGCCAAUUGACCUAAUGAGUUGCAAUUUGGUCCUCCAGCUGUUCCUUUUUUGUACCUUUAACUUUUCCAGCCUCUUAUUGCCCCUGUCCCAACUUUUUUGAGAUGUGUUGCUGUGAUGAAAUUUCAAAUGAGCCAGUAUUUGGCAUGAAACUUAAAUAUCUCACUUUCGACAUUUGAUAUGUUGUCUAUGUUCUAUUGUGAAUACAAUAUCAGUUUUUGAGAUUUGUAAAUUAUUGCAUUCCGUUUUUAUUUACAAUUUGUACUUUGUCCCAACUUUUUUGGAAAUCGGGGUUGUAUAUUUACCAUGCACUUCACCUUAAAUUUCUCAUGAUUGAAAUCACUGUAUCACAAUUGUACUGGUUUAAAGGUAGAUUUCUAAUUGAACAGACGUUAUCCAUCUUUAGCCCACACAUUACACAAUUUUUUAUUUUUAUAUAUAAAUUUUUUUUAACGUCGAAUUGCCAACACCCAUGUUGCACAAUAUGCUAAUAAAAAUACAAGUGGGAAAAACAACAACUACACCGUA
Neoarius graeffei (lesser salmon catfish) is the source of this 3580-nucleotide messenger RNA. RefSeq lists its product as uncharacterized. Gene Ontology annotation, molecular function: hydrolase activity, hydrolyzing N-glycosyl compounds. The coding region runs from base 41 to 1351 and encodes 436 amino acids. NCBI's taxonomy places the organism in Eukaryota, Metazoa, Chordata, Actinopteri, Siluriformes, Ariidae. The record is from RefSeq and is a predicted model, not a curated record. The transcript is spliced from 6 exons.